GGCUCGCCCGACGCGUUUCGAACGGGCCAACGGGCGGCGCAGGGGGGGCGGGCGCGCGCAGGCCCCGCCCGGGACUUUAAAGCGCCAUUUUGUGCUGGGCGCAGGACAUCGAUCGCUGCUCACACCCGGCGGGCGUCCGGCGGCGGCCGGAGUCUGCCUUCUGCUGCGCUGCCUCCGCUCUGCCUUCUCGGCGUCUGUCCCGCCACCCCGUCCCGCUGCCUCCAUGACCCGCAGUAGGAAGCAGGCGGCGAUGGAGAGAGGAGCCGGGAAGAUGAACACAGAGGCGGGGAGCGCCGCGGCGGCGGCCGCGGGAGCCCGGGCGGCGACGGCAGCAGGGGCAGGGGCAGCCGGCGGCGAACCGGCGGCCGCCGCCUGGGGGCUGGAGGGGGAGGCGGAGAAAGUUGUGUACUCGCGCUCGCAGGUCUCCUUCGCCGGCACCAAGGCGCUGGGCGACGCCCUCAGGCUCUUCAUGCCCAAGUCCACGGAGUUCAUGAGCUCCGACUCGGAGCUGUGGAACUUCCUCUGCAGCCUCAAGCACGAGUUCUCCCCGGUCAUCCUCCGCAGUAAGGACGUCUACGGAUACUCUUCCUGCCGCGCCGUCGUCCCCGACCCGCCGCCGCCCUCGGAGCGGCCCCGCCGCCGCGCCGGCAAGCGGCGCCUCCCGGCCGCCGACGCCAAGCGCCGGGCCGGGGCGGCGGGCGGCAGCGCCAAGCGGCGGCGGCGGCGGCGGCGCCGCAGGAGGGAGCGGGGCAAGCAGCGGCCCGCGGCCGCUGGCCCCCGCGCCCAGGAGGAGGUGGCGGCGGCGGCGGAGGCGCCGGAGCCGCCGGGCCAGCAAGCGGACAGCGAGCAGGGCAGCCCGGCGGCGGCCGCCUGGGGGCCGUUCGGCGGCAAGUCGCUGGAGGAGAUCUGGAAGGCGGCCACCCCUCGCCUCACCACGUUCCCCACCAUCCGUGUGCGGGGCAGCAUGUGGAGCCGGCGGAGCCUGGCGGCGGCGCGGCGGCGGGCGCAGCGGAUCCUCGGCGUGGACCUGUCCCCCGUGGUGCGGGUGCGCCGCUUCCCCGUGGCACCGUCCUGAGCCCGCGGGGGCUCCGCUGCCCGCGCCUCACCUGGGCCGCGGUGCGGACAAAGAGACCGGUAUCAGUCACCUGUUUACAUUGCUUUUGUCUGGAUCGUGUUCUGCUGCUGCACUUUAUGGGCCGCUCGGGCGGCGCCGGGCCCCCCGCCGUACGGGGGGCGGCCUGCCGGGCCCCGGCCUCGCCCCGGGCUGGGCCCGCCUGACAGGUAUCACGCGUGGGGACCAAGUUCCACUUCCACUUUUUUUUCUCUCCCAUUGGGCUACCUCACUGGUCCAGAAGUCCACCCAAGAAGUUAUUUUCCAAAGGAACUUACUUUCAUGCUUGUAUAAUAAAGCACCAUCUGAUUCUUGCUAUUUUUUUUUCCUUUCCCCCCUUCCCCUUUUCCGAUGGAUUAUGUAUGCUUUGUGGUGUUGCACUAGUAUGUGCUCAGGGUAUUUUGAAUCCCAAGCAUUCCCAAGUUUCAGUUUACUCUGAUAAAGGAUGCGUAAAGAAUGGAGGUUCAGGACUUGUGGCUGUUCUUGAUGGUGCAAAAACUUUUUAAAUUUUAAUUUCAUGAGUUUAGUGAUAUAUAAAGAUGUAUCGCGCAGUAUAAUUGUUACACUUUUGUAUCUAAAGUCAUUUUUAAAGUUUUCUAGUUGAACUGAGUAUUUGUUUCUAUGGAGCACCUAAAGAUAGAAUCAUCCUGAUAUUUUAUAACCCUGUUUACUUUAGGGAAGCUCAUUUGGUCAACCUAAGUGAACUUAAUAAAAGUCAAAGAACAAA
Molecule: messenger RNA, 1838 nt
Organism: Passer domesticus (house sparrow)
Lineage: Eukaryota; Metazoa; Chordata; Aves; Passeriformes; Passeridae
Gene: CCDC71L
Product: coiled-coil domain containing 71 like
Exons: 1
Coding region: 224-1075 (283 amino acids)
Source: RefSeq, a predicted model, not a curated record